AUGGGAAUUGAAACGUCUUAUUCGGGAUUCGUUUGCUCCAAAUCUGCAAAACUUAAAGAGGCUUGGUUGCGUCUUUUUAAAAAGAUUAUCACUAAUUCAUCGAAUGAUCGGUUGAAAGUUACUGUCCCAGAAAUCUAUGCAAAGCAGUUAUUUGAUCAGCUGGCAACUAAACACUCUCAAUCAGUUACCAGUGUUUUAUGUUCCACUUUGGCUACUAUUAUUGGUCUCACUUCAACAGAUGAUUUGCGUGAACGAUUUCUCAAUUUUCUCACCAAAUUACUGGCAGAAAAGCUCUCUUCCAGCACAAGGAGGGCUGAAUUUGUCAUAAUAUCUGCAGUGUCUUCUAGUAUAGCUAAGUUACUGCGAAGUGUUGAAAUGGAAUCAAAAUAUGAAAGUAAUUCAAACAGGUUUUUUGAGUAUGCUCUUCAAAUUCUUCUCGCAGGUUUGGAUAAUAUUGGCCGGUACAAACCAAUUAAAAGUGCUUGUAAACUCUUGUCGGCUUCUUGUAAAUACGUCUCCACGUGUGAUUGGCCAAAAACACAGCUAGUUAUUACAUAUCUGCAAACAUUAACCAAUCACAAAAAUUCAUCGUUAGCCAGUACUGCGAGGGUUGCAUAUAUUGAUCUCUUGAAGCUUGUCAGUAAAUCAGAUUCCAUUUCUGAUGAUGAGAUAAAGUUAGUACUUAGUGAAGUUAUUCCAUUUCUUGCGGAUAAAUAUGUUUUGGAGACUUUGCCCACAAGAAUACAUUCAUUUCGACUGAAGUGUUUGAGUAUUCUACUACCAUUGUACGUGAAGCACUCUUCCAAUCAUGAUUCAACACAGAUUCUGGCUUUGUCAGUUCAAGAAGUAACACGGAUGGUUGAUGAAAUUUCAAACAACCCCUUACCUCCAAUUGCUUACUCUCUCGUAGACCUGAUGAGUGCCUUGUUAGAUCUCUUGACGACGUUGCCUGAGAUGCUCUCAUCGCCGAUGCGGGAGUCUUUGUUAUAUUCACUGAAAUUGGGGAUAGUCUCCUGCUUUCAGGCUUAUCCACGACUCUCCCAGACUUCCACUGAAUCUAUCGCUAGGGCAAUAGUCAAGAUUAUCGAGAAGAUGGAGGAUGAUAAAGAUGCGCUUGUAGUUCUUGACGAAGCUUUCUACCACAUUGUCCUUCAGACCUGUUCGCACUCGCCUUUCAACCUCGAUGUCAGUGAAUCUGAUGACGAUGAUUCAAAUGGAGCUGAAAAGGACACAGAGGAUAACAGUCUUGAAAAGAUUCGACAACCCAACGUUUCUUCUCUGCCCGAGGUGGCGAUUCCACUGCCUUCCUUCAGGGAAUAUCUUCCACUUUGGCGAUAUCUUUUGGGCCUUUCCUUCUUGGGUAUAAGAAAAGAGGCGAACCACACACUCAUUCCCAAACACUGUUCGGCCUUGGUUCUGCGGUUCCUCCUUGACUCCUCCCUGGUGAUUGUGAAACGUCUGGAUUUCUCUUAUGAUGAGGUGGGCUCAGAUACUACUGAUUUGGAGACUCAAGUUGACGUCAAAACUCCCCACGACGUACUGAUACUCUCAAAUAUUGCGGCGUUUUUAGAAGUACAAUGCAUGUUAAAACACAUUCACACUGCUUCUUUCAUCAUUCACAGGUAUCCGUUACUAAGUGGUCUCUACCGUCUACUUAAGCUGUCUAUUCUAUUAGCAAAACGGUCAGGUUUCUUUCAGUCCAAUGAAUCCGCGGUUGAAACCCAACUUCUACCAUUUGCCCACUUUCUUAUUGAUUCAUUUCCACCUGCGGGAGCCUUGUCUGCGGAUGAUCUCAGUAUAGCUCGAAGUUCAUGUCUUCUUAGUUUUCUGCCAUCAGUGCUAUUCCACUCAAAUAUCACCCGAAUUGGGCAUGUUAUCACUUCUAUCUCGCAAUUGGCCACCAUCCAGGGCCGUGGUGCUUCAUUGGCAAUUGAAACUGUAUCCGCCAUUGAGGUAUGGUUAAAAGAAAACAAGGCGUAUUCGGAUUUCUAUCCAACUGUAUUUUCUGCUCUCGUUCCGGCAUUGGUUAACUUAUUGAACGCAAAUCCUGAUGAACGAAUAGCUACCAAGAGCGCGCUUCCUCCUAUUGGUCGGCGUUUCUCUCGCUCAUACCGAAGGACGGAAUUACCCCGCGCUUUAAAAACUCUCUCUAAACAACCAACCGCAUCAAGCUCUGACUCCCUUAUUAGAACAGCUCAGAUAAAAGCGAUCGAACUGAUUGGUCAAAAUGUAGCUCACUGGAAUUUCCUCAAAACGGGAGAGACAUCGAUUGAAUCUGAUGACCGAUUCAAUGAAAUUUUGCCUACCGGGAAAGGCGUUUUUAAUGAUCUUUGUCUGUGUUUACCUUUUCCCGAUCUAAGACCCAGCAUUCGUCUCUCCGAUUUGCGUCUUUUCACAAGAAUUCUGCAUAUUCUCUUAUGGCGGCCUAAGUCCUCUAAUAACGCAAAUAUCGAGGCUUCUAAAGGUUUUUCAAGGCAAACGCGAGUAAGUGCAGCUGAAUAUAUUCAUGAAUAUAUCGUUUUUGCGCUAAACACUCAACUAGCAGCUUCGAACGAACCGAUCGAAAGCAGCGAUGCAUCAUAUUGGCAACUUCUCUUUCAACUGGUGUUCGUAUUGGGAGCUGAUGAUGAUCCAUUGAUCCGUCGAUUAUUUCGCAGUCUAGCAUUCCAAUUGGUUCAUUGGUAUGCGGGGUAUCUAACAGCAGGUCUUUGUGAAGCUAAGCUUCUUCUUAAAACCCUUCUGCGACUACUAAAACUAGUAGCAUCUGAAGAUGAUAUGUUUAGCAUUAUUGAAUCCUCUUGGCCAAUACCUGAAUCGAUUGACACGUUACGAACAAAGCUGGCAUCUGUUUGUCUCCGAGAUUUUUUGCAUUGGAUGAAUGUUGAAACUCCUGGUACCAAGAGGCGUCGAUCAUCUCUGGGUGAUGAAGGUUUGGAUGACCUCCUGCGACAGAUUUUGGAUGGUCUUUGUAGACAAGGCUCAGCUUCUAUUGUUUUCAAUGAUGUAGUCGCGCCUUUAUUAACUGAACGACCAGAACUUACAAGGAAAUACAUCUACGUUCUGAUUGAUGCCUUCAAGAGACCAGGACAAUGUUUUUCUCCAGCUGUUUUGAAAAUGGCAUUUGAUUUACUUAUCUCUUUAAUAAAGAACUCUCCCAAUGAUUUGACAUUUGAAGAUUAUUCUCCGGCUUUAAAGCGACCUCGUCUAACACGAACAAGUCAAAAUAAGUCAAAUGUUGAUUCGCUGAAACCUCAGACCUGGGAAUCUGCUUCCGUCUCUUCUUGCGUAAAAUCUUUUCUUAGAGAAUGCAAGGAUUCACCAAAUAGAAAGCUAUUCCAAGAACUACUUGAACAAAUUCUUUCUGACGCGAAUUUGCAGUUGAUUCCACAAAUUCUACCUGAUCCUGAAUCACUUAUUUCAAUGCUUGGAGGUAGUAUUGAGAACCCAACAUCAUUUAUCGAUUUUCUGGAUAACUGCUCAUGGCUGAUAAGCUCAAAUCUCUUGAGUGCCUCCAAAUUCCUUGAAACUAUCGAUUCAGCGAAUUGUUCGGUUAUCGCGAAGUUAGAGGCUUAUUGUUCAUCUCCUGAAAGGUGUCUACUUAGUGACAUUUUAUUGGUUGAAUUUAGACGAACUUCGAGAGGAUCAGCCACUGUUUUAAAAUUUCUUCGCUCCUUACUCCCUUCUAAACCAAGGAUUGAAUUAAGUAGUAUCUUCGCUGAAGGUCACUCAGUAUGGAGCUUUUUGGUCUUGUGUCUAUUGAAUCCAGUUAAAGUAGGUUUCAAAACGGAUGAAAGUAUAGCUAUCGAUAUGCUCAAACUAUUUUCAAAAGGUGACAUUACCUUUGUUAAGGGAUCGAUUUCCCAAUUCCUUGAAUCAGAAGGGUCGGAAUUAACGAUCACACCUGAUGUAGUGUCCAAACUCAUUCAUUCUGUCUUCUCGAUUUCUACAUUCUUCCAAUAUCAGGUUUCAUUUGACAAGGAAUUAAUUUUUAAGUCCAUAAAUCAAUUAAAUAAAUGUGAAAUUCAUCCGGUGGCACUUUUGUCAAUUUUGGGUUUGAAGCAAGAAAACGAUACACCACUUGAAUCCCCAAAUACAGUGAUUGCAACUUUACUUAAGCUUUUUGCAAUUUAUUCAAGAGGAUCUAAUAAGUUAAGAACGAGCCAAUUGUGUGAAGGGGUCACUAAAGUGUGGAAAAAACACAUCGAGACCCUUCUCAGAUUCAAAGACUUUGAUAGUUGUCUGUUUGUUGAUCUCCUGGAGGCAAUUAUUUCAUUAUCGCCAGUUGAACUGGACAGAAAUAUAUUCAUCUCCGCUUUCUUACUUCUCCUCAAAGACGAAACGCUGAAUGUGCCCACAAAGGUGAAGAAUCUGGAUAUGCUGGCCUUCUUCCUUCAAUCUGAUAUAACCCCAACAAACUUUAAUCUAUCAAACGAAAGGCGAUAUGAAAUUGUUGAAGCAGUCAAAUACCUAUUUGCCUCUAAUCUUCCACUUGACCAACAUGAAAUCGCUUCAAGUCCAACUAAAUUAGCUCAAUGUUCAACUCUCUUGAAAUCGGUAUUAUCCCUUCUGAAAACUCUAAGUUGUCCGGAAGCAAUUCUUAUGCUGACAAUGACAUCCUGCAGAUACGAUGAUCAUUUCAUGGACGAGGAGUUGGAGGAAUCGUUGCGGAUCGCGAUGAAACGAAUAUGGACUCGUCCUCUUGCCCAAGAACAACUUUUAGCUACAGCAAUAAACUAUUUUGACCAAGCUUGCUCUGAAUCAAUUCCUUCUCCAGGUUUUAUCAAUCUCUGGCAUCGUUAUAUCCAUAAAUUCUUGAAGCCUCUUCUUCUUUCGGUUUCACCUUCAGCUCUUGAACGUCUUGCUGCUCGAAAUAUAAACAAGUGGUUGCAAAUUCUUGAAGGCAACGCCUCAGAGGAUGGAGUCCAUGUAACCACACAGUGGUUUUGGAGGUUACUAAAUCGUGUCGUGGCAUUCUAUCUCCUCGUAACAAUCUACAAUCGUUUGCCAAAGUCUGCUCUCCACGGAUUGACCGCGGGGGGAGUAGGUUCAGUAUUAAGAGCUUUUCUCGGACCAUCGGAACUCGAUCUCAUUCAAAGCGGAAAAGUUAAGGGGACUGAGUUGACUGCUGCCAUCAUUAAAAAAGUACGCAGCACGCUUGAGGACCAGUUAAAUCCCCGGCUUAAUCCUCCUCUAACUGAUGAGCUUGAAACCAUUGCAAAAACACUGAAGCAAACUGUUUGGUCCGCUAGUUUGUCCUGUCUAAUUGCGGCUGUAAGUGCAACUCAAUCGCAGGAAAAGGCCUUCAAUUGUAUACUUGUUCGCGACUCUCUGACACGUUUUCUUCCAAACAGGAGCUUCACUUUUCCCAGACGUAGGUCGGGGAAAUAUCGAUCCGCUUUUAUCGAGUUGGGAGAACGAUUCUGGCUGCCAUCAGAACGGGAACCGUAUUUCGGUAAAAUAGAUGUGCAAACACAGGGAAUGGAUUCAUCUUUGCAACAAAGAAAUAAAAGUGGAGGACUUCUACUUGGAAGUAGUCUCUCUGUAGAGAUUAAUCGUUUUAUGAGGGCUUCUGGAACACAGAUAAUUCGCGGUUCCACUUCCUCAACUGAUUUCAAGAAGCCUCUAAGUCCAGGAGUAUCACCUCCAUUAUCUCAAAUGUCUCCGAGUUUUCGUCAACUCGAGGAGGUGGAAGAGGAAACCAAUUAUGUUAAUCUCGAAGUCGAUCCUCUAAAUAUGACUUCCCUAAUGAUUGCGUUUAUUGGUCUCCUCAAACGCAUGUCACAAUUGGGUUUGUUGAAGUCCAACGAAAUGCCUCAGGUACUUAAAUUCCUCUAUGACCAAUUCAACUCGAAUCAAGAGGAUUGCAAUGUGCGAGCCUUCGUGGUUAAAUUGGUUAUCAACUGUCCUGAGGCAAGGAAUUGCUUAAUUUCAUGUGUAUUCAAGCCCUUCUCCAAACACUGGUUUCCUCUUCUCCUCAUAUACGCAUCCUCCAAUACCGAAGCUCUCCUGGAUUCCUGGGGUCUCUCUUCAUUGGCCAUUGAUCUUUGCCUUCUUCUUGCCGAUUGGAGUCGUUCUAGCAUCCUGCCGACUAUUGAAACGGAAAAGAUGGCAGCUCAGGGAGUGCUCGCCUUCUUGGUGAAGUAUGCGUGGUUCAGAGCCUCCGACGAUGGGGUACCCGAUAUACCCGAAGGCGUAGCUCCGGCAUUAAAGCACAAUUUGGAGUUAAUUCAAUUAUUGGCUGAGUCUUGGUUACCUGCUGGCGUGCAAAUCCCUUAUAGGCAAGCCAUAUGUACUGUAUUCAGAAUGGAAGUAGAUCUCCUCGCUGAACUUCAGCAACGGGCUGAUAACAAACGAGUAAUCUUUACUCUUCAUCUAUUCAAGACUAUUUUAAUUUCUUGUCAGCGAUUCGCCCCCGAAAUCGAUAACCUUCCUCUCUCACAAUUUGUGUGCGCUCUUCUUAUGAACAUUCAUCAAACCUCCAAAACCCUCCUAACGGCUGCUUGGGAGUGUUCAGCUCUUCUAGCUUCAAAGUGCUUCACUCCCCAGUCUUUUAUUACUUCUUCGGGGGAAUUUCUGAGAAGUCGAGGAGUGGAUAUCCUUCCACUUUCCGCAUUUCCUAAAGAUCUCCAUCCUCUUAUUAACGAACUCUGGUCGAUGGUGACCGAACUCAAUACGGUUCACCGUUGUAAACGACCUUCAGAUACACCAGUCAUGAGUGUGAUUGAAGCUUCCUGUGCUUCCGCCUCUCAUUGGUCUGUGCUGGCUCUGCAUCUGGCCAAUAGCCUUUUGGGAACGGGUAUUCCGAAGAGUAUUGAACCAAGCUCAUUCGUCCAUUGCUUAAGAGUGUUUACGAAACUGCUCGAAGACUUUAAUGAAAAUAAACUUGAAUUUUCUCUGGAUCAAGCAGCCAAGAUUGAAGUUUUACAGAACAUAGUCAAUUCGAAUGCGUUUGAGAUUAUUAAACUGGAAAAUGCGGUAGUUCUCUUUCAUGGAACUAUGUUAAUACUUCGAAUGGUCCAGCUUUUGAAGAAUAUCCCCCAAAAUAGUCGUGACCUUAAUAUUGAAACUCGGAACUCGUUGGUUUUACGAUUAAUGAGGUUUCUUCUUUCGUCGUUGGCAAGAUCGAAUUCAACACCAAAUUCCCGCAGAAUCGCCUAUAGAAUCUUUAUUGAAGUUAGGAAAAAUGAGAAAAGCACAGGAACUCGUGAAAUUAUGGAGCUCUGCCACCUGGGUCUGUCUUACGGUCUAUGUGCAGAAGAUGACAACCAACUGCGUCGUCAACUACGAAAAUACGUUUCAGAGCACUAUUUCGAUUCAUCGCCCGUUCUUGGUUUAUCUCCAUCUCUCGCAAGAUGUUUGCAAACUUUUCAAUUAUUAAGUGCUUCUCACCGCAGUUACACUGAUAAUCCGACGUUAGUGAGUAGCAUUGGACGACAUCUAAUAUCGACUAGUCUGCAGAUUGUUCUUGAACCUGCGAUUAAAUCCGCUGAGUUUCGACAUCCUUUUCGAUCAGGUCUAUUGGAUCCUCAUUACCCGUUUACAGACGCUAGUUUCUCUCGAACGUCCAUCUCAAUUUCCCAGUCUUUUCUCGAUCCAGUUGUUUUUAGCGGAACUCAACAAUUAAGGAGAAGUCAAACCCAACUUCUAGAAACCGCAUUGGUGUCUACAACCCUCGAUUUACAAGGGGAUGAUAGCACUCAAACACAACUUCUUACAACGCAACAGAUACCAUCAAAUUCGCUCUCCACACAAUUUGGUGAGACCCUAUCGGAUCAAUCUGCACCGAGACAAGUAUUCUUUCCGUUAAAGCCCUAUAAAAAAGUGAAGAAGGUCGACUUUAAAAACCUAUCGCCAGUCGAACAACUUCGCAGGAAAUUCGCAUUCGCUACUACUCUUGCAGCUCAAAAUCCAGAUUUAGUAUCUCGUAGUGAAAAUCCUAUUCGGGAAAUCUUCAAGAAUCUCACAAUUCAACGCCAACAUGCAGAGAUGGCAUCUGGGAAUUCCUCCCUGUCUUUAACAGAAUAUGAGACUACUGCUCGACUGUGUCGUCGACACAGAAUUGGGGCACUGCCCGAUGUUGCAAAACUUACCCCGAAGGCGUUACUGCAACCGCUUUUUCAACUUGCGAAAUUGGACUCGUCCAUUUGUGGACCGGCUCUCCUUCGAAUUGUUUUGGAAUCAAUUAUUGUUUCCUCUGGAAAAAGUGCCAAUGACGACUUUGUGAAGGAGCUGGGAGCGUCUCUUGCCAGAUUGCUAACUCGAGGUGGGAUUGACCAGAGUGUUGCCUGUUUGUCGCUGAUUUGGGAGUUGGGAAUGGGUUUAGAAAGGGAAAGAAUUAUUCUUUCAAUGAUUCCAGAACCGAAAUUACUGUCGACGUGUGCGAUAUCAUCUGAAAAGGCUCUGAUUGGUGUAUCGAUAAUGGAAGAAGUGUUCUGUAAUCUCGCAAUGAGAUGGUGUAGGGCGAAUUCUCUGCUCUUUUCCGACGGCAUCCGUCGAAUUGACUAUAUAAUUGCCUUCAAACUACACGAACCAUCAAUUGAAGCUGAACUCCGUGAGUGUUUUCUCAAUCUCAGUCGACAUGGAGUUGAUAUUGAGAUAGAGGACUCGAGUGGAGAAGCACCGGUGAACUUGAGUGAAGAAAUGAGCUCCCAUCAGUUUGUGAACAACAAGCCAAUCUUUGCCAAACUUCAUGUUCAAUGGAAUAAAUUGCUCCAGGUUGCUGAACUUCUGCAUUUUCAGAAACCAAUCGUAAGUUUGUCUUUUAAUUCAAGCGUAGUAAGAAUAGUAUGUAAGAAUACUAAAUCAAAUUUUUUUUUCAUUGCAAUAUUCAGGUAA
This is a messenger RNA of Rodentolepis nana, 8835 nucleotides long. The record is from the annotation of a GenBank genome assembly. Lineage: Eukaryota; Metazoa; Platyhelminthes; Cestoda; Cyclophyllidea; Hymenolepididae.